Messenger RNA from Knipowitschia caucasica, 2085 nucleotides. NCBI's taxonomy places the organism in Eukaryota, Metazoa, Chordata, Actinopteri, Gobiiformes, Gobiidae. The record is from the annotation of a GenBank genome assembly.
AUGGAUGUGAGGGAGCAGGUGCGCUGUAGGGCGUGCCUUGAGGAGCAACUACAUGCGGUGCAACUACACUUCUGUGUGAGGUGUCGUACAGAGGGGGCAACAGAGCUGCUUGAGCGGGAUCUACUGGAGGAGGAGGCGGUGGCCACUGGACCCACGCAGCAGGUGCAGGUGCAUGACUGUCACCUCCUGCUGGACACUUAUGACAGACUGACCGUUUCACAGGUCUUGUCACUUAACCUGCUGACACGCGACGGUGCUUGUACCCCCAUCGGAGCCUUUGUCUCCCAGCCCAGGCUGUCAGACAUGAACUUGUUCUGCUUCACGCUGGAGGGCUCCACUGAAAGCGUGUAUGAGCCAGCCCACAGUCAGACGGUCAGAGAGGCAGGACCCAAGUUCCCGUGCAGUCCGGCUCUGCGGAGGAGGAGGCCUGGGUGGGGGGGCUCCGACUCCUCCAUCAACUGUAGCAAAUCUCAGAGUGCCAAAAUCAACAGAAACAAUGUGAGGUCAUGCUUUGUAACAUCAGACAUGGACAAUGAAAUAAAAGAUAUUCACAGGGCAUGCUGGAUUUCAUCUGCUGAUACAAAGGACCCUGCUCAUCAAAAGAGAGAGCCAGAUAAAGACACGUGUCGAACAUCAGAAGACAUUGCAAAUAGACUGGUGCUGAACCAUGAAAAGAUAAAGGCAGAUCCUACGCUCCAGGCCAGCAAAACCGCCGCUGACACAGCAGAAUCAAUAAAAGCAAGAAGACUAAAGAAGUUACAGAAUCGGUUGCCAAGUACAAAAGGAGGACAGCAGAGUGCAAGUGUUAAAGAGGGGAGUGUGUCUGAGGACUGUGAUAAAUUGACAGACGUGUUGAGCAUCUACAACCCGGUUUUGAGCUGCAUGGGUUUGGGCAAGAGGGAGAAGAAGCCCUUGCUCAGCUCUCCCUCAGCGCACUCGGACUGUCACUCACACCAACACUCGGAGGUGGACCAGGUCUGGAGCCCUCUGCAGAGCCCCUGUGAACUGUGCAGACCCCAGCACCAGAGCUGCCAGGAGCCCGGACACACAUCCAGACACGAGCUGUGGGAGGGCGGCUCUGGCCUGUCGCUGCCUCGCGCCGCGGCUUGGGACCGCUUCGAGAGCCUGAUCCAAGAACUGGACAGUAAAGAACCAGAGCCCUGCCUGCCACACAUGGUCCGCUCCAUCACUGACCUGGACCUCCACCAGGAUCAAUGGAACAGAUUUGAGAGAUUUGACGCCUUCAGACAGCAGUGGCCUUUGACGACGGAGCAGGAUAAUGGAUGGGGUUGCACAAUGUAUCCAGAGGGAAAGUUAAACAUCGCAUGUCGAAAGAAGGAGGCCGAGGUGGAAUCGCAAAAAGGCAGAAAGCCAUCGAAGACGGGAGAUGCCAUUAAUGUGACCCAGAAUCUUCAUGGAGAACCCACCAAAGCGCACCAUAACUCCCUGGAGAGUCUGUACAGCAGCGGACAGAGCUCAUCCAGUGGAGUCACCAGUGGAUCAAACUGCUCCAGUAACAGAACCAGUCUGAGGCUGGACGAGGAGCUGUCCUCCCCCAGAACCUUCUGUGGACGAGCCAGAGUGCAUACAGACUUUGAGCCCAGUCCAUACGACACGGACUCCCUCAAACUCAAGGUCGGAGACGUGAUCGACAUCAUAUCCAAGCCUGCUAUGGGAACAUGGACAGGGAUGAUCAACAACAAAAUAGGUUUCUUUAAAUUUAUCUACGUGGACUUGUUAAAAGAAGAGGCCAAAACUGGAGAUUCGAGCUUUCACGAAUUACUAGAGCGCUUCGAUUUGGAGGAGUACGCUCUGAGGUUGAAGUCCCACGGUUAUGAGGCGGCUGCAGAAUUGGUGAAGCUGAGGGAGCAUCACCUGACGGAGCUGGAAGUGACUGAUCCCGAACACAGACGGAGACUCCUCCUCGCUGUCAGCUCCCUCAGGCCUCUGCGCUCGGAGAGUGAGGAGGCCGUGUAUGAGAACGUAAAGAGUUGCCCCCGGGACUCGGGCUGCGGUCUGGUCUGUCCCGACUCCAUGGAACUCCAUUCUCCGUGUGAACAAACAGACGAGAGCAGUCUUUUGUAA